Cladophialophora yegresii CBS 114405 is the source of this 969-nucleotide messenger RNA. RefSeq lists its product as uncharacterized. The record is from RefSeq and is a predicted model, not a curated record. Bases 1 to 969 code for a protein of 322 amino acids. Lineage: Eukaryota; Fungi; Ascomycota; Eurotiomycetes; Chaetothyriales; Herpotrichiellaceae. The transcript has a single exon. Gene Ontology annotation, cellular component: nucleus.
AUGAACUCGCAGUCAGGGUAUAGACUCCUCGAGGCUUUGAGGGCCGUGCCAAACCGCCACGCCCGUACCACAAUACCCGCCCUUCCCUUCAGGCCGCAAGGCACAUCAGUAUCAUUGUCCCUGCCAUUCUCCUCAAAAGCAUGCGUAUCCUCUCUUCUGCCCGCAUCAGAGGACGUCCACAUCUGCAAGAAGCGUAGAUAUUCCUCUCAGGCGGCAACUCCUUUUGGCCACGACGACAGGCGAUGGGUCGAGAAGGAGAGGGACGGACGAUACGCGGCGAGUGAAAGGCCUGCACCGCGACGCGAUGAGACACCAUCAACGAGAAGAGAUGACAGCGACGUCCAGGAGGAGGGUGGCGGCGGCAUAAUUAUCACAUCUGACAGACACAACUUCCGAGACAGACAAGGACGUCCGUGGACAAGAGAGAGUUCCUUAACAGGCCAGGCGGAGGGCGCAGGAACACGUGCUAUAGGUGUCGGCGUCGGCGUUGGUAUUGGCAGAUCGUCCUCGGCAAAGAACAAGAAGUCACGUAUUGGACUUCGUGAUCUGUCAGUGAAACCCAAGAAAAAACUCGAACCAUGGCAAGCUCAAAAAGGGGCGCUGGAGAAAAAGUUCGGGGAUGAAGGAUGGAAACCACGGAAGAAACUGUCACCUGAUGCCAUGGACGGGAUUCGUGCCUUGUAUGAAGAAGACUCUGAGCGAUGGUCAACCCCGGUUUUGGCUGAGCACUUCAAAGUCUCGCCGGAGGCUAUUCGGAGGAUAUUGAAGAGUAAAUGGAAGCCAAAAAGUGACGAGGAGGCGCAGAAGAGGAAACAGAGGUGGGCCAGAAGGCACGAUCGGAUCUGGGACCAUCAGGCAGAGCUGGGAUUGAGACCACCGAGAGAAAAGGACAGAGACGUCGAGGACCCCGACGCCUUUGACGAGGAAUUGAGAGCGAAGGAGAUGCUGAACAUGGCACGCAAAGCUUGA